AUGCCUCCAGUCCGUACUGCACGCGCCUCGAGAAAGGCACCGCCCGAAGGCUUCGAUGACAUUGAGGAUACGCUCCUGGAAUUCCAGAACAAGAUGAAGGACGCCGAGAACGCCUCACACGAGGGCAAGAAAAAGUACGAAAUGACAUGGCCCAUCUUCCAGAUUGUCCACCAGCGCUCGCGCUACAUCUACGACUUGUACUAUGAGAAGGAGGCCAUCAGCAAGCAGCUCUACGACUAUCUCCUCAAGAACGGAUACGCAGACGCCAUGUUGAUUGCCAAGUGGAAAAAGCAAGGAUAUGAGAAGCUGUGUUGCGUACGUUGCAUCCAAACCAAAGAGACAAACUUCCGCUCGACCUGUAUCUGCCGUGUUCCAAAGGAUGCGCUCAAGGAGAACCAGGACAUCCAGUGUGUGAACUGCGGCUGCCGAGGAUGCGCCUCUAGUGACUGA
This is a messenger RNA of Pyrenophora tritici-repentis Pt-1C-BFP, 450 nucleotides long. Its product is annotated as BUD31, Cell cycle control protein, G10 family. Gene Ontology annotation, cellular component: nucleus; spliceosomal complex. Gene Ontology annotation, biological process: mRNA splicing, via spliceosome. The record is from RefSeq and is a predicted model, not a curated record. Lineage: Eukaryota; Fungi; Ascomycota; Dothideomycetes; Pleosporales; Pleosporaceae.